CUCGGAUUCCUUACCCUUAAUAUGCGCAGUAGCAGAGUUGUCCCUUUCUCUGUGCCUCCAUCAGUAUACUAGGGCUUGGGUUCGUAUCGGGGUGUAAGGGGUUUGGGUCCCUGAGAGAUGUGGGAUGCUUGGAGAUUUCAUGAACCACUUUUCCCGCUGUUGUUGGAAGCCCUUUGGCGUCAAUGUUGAUGGUUCUGCUACUGUUGUUGCUGGGCGUGAAGGUAGAGAUGGCCUUCUCUGGUUCCGUGACAUUGGUCGUCAUUCCUUCGGUGAUUUCUCCAUGGCCGUCGUUCAAGCCAACCAGGUGCUUGAAGACCAGAGCCAGAUCGAGUCUGGUCCUUUUGGCACUUUUGUCGGCGUCUAUGAUGGUCACGGUGGCCACAACGCCGCUCGUUACGUCUGCGACCACCUCUUCCGCCAUUUUCAAGAGAUAUCAGCACAGGCCCAAGGUGUGACAUGUGAGACCAUUAGGAGAGCUUUUCUUCAAACAGAAGAAGGGUUCACAGCCCUUGUUUCUGAGUUAUGGGAUACUCAACCUCAGAUGGCAACAGUUGGGUCAUGCUGUCUAGUUGGAGUGAUAUCUCAGCGGACCCUCUAUGUGGCAAAUCUAGGAGAUUCCCGUGUUGUUCUUGGAAAAAGAGUUGGAAACACCGAUGGUGUUGCUGCCAUACAAUUAUCAACUGAACACAAUGCUAACCUGGAGAGCGUGAGACAGGAACUCAAAGAAUUGCACCCAGAUGACCCUCAAAUAGUUGUCCACAAACAUGGAGUUUGGAGAGUAAAAGGCAUUAUUCAGGUUUCUAGAUCUAUGGGUGACGUAUAUAUGAAACAUGCCCAGUAUAACAGGGAACCAAUCAAUGGGAAAUUCAGGCUUUCUGAACCAAUGAACAUGCCCAUUGUGACUGCCAAUCCAUCUAUUAUCACUCAUAAUCUUCAACCGGAUGAUUCUUUCCUUAUAUUUGCUUCUGAUGGUCUAUGGGAACACUUGAGCAAUGAAAAAGCUGUGGAUAUUGUCCACAAUCACCCAUGUGAAGGAAGUGCUAAAAGGCUCAUCAAAGCUGCUCUUCAAGAAGCAGCUAGGAAACGAGAGAUGCGUUACACAGAUCUGACGAGGAUCGAUAAGAAGGUUCGACGCCAUUUCCAUGAUGAUAUAACUGUGAUUGUUUUAUUCCUAAAUCACGACCUUAUUGCCCGAGGAAUGGCACAAGGUCCUCCAAUAUCUGUUCGAAGUGCUUUGGAACACUGAUGAUCAUUCGACACUUCCUUCUGAUUUUGGUCA
Molecule: messenger RNA, 1279 nt
Organism: Telopea speciosissima
Lineage: Eukaryota; Viridiplantae; Streptophyta; Magnoliopsida; Proteales; Proteaceae
Product: probable protein phosphatase 2C 42
Exons: 4
Coding region: 125-1246 (373 amino acids)
Biological process (GO): protein dephosphorylation
Molecular function (GO): cation binding; protein serine/threonine phosphatase activity
Source: RefSeq, a predicted model, not a curated record